This is a messenger RNA of Mesorhabditis spiculigera, 2286 nucleotides long. Lineage: Eukaryota; Metazoa; Nematoda; Chromadorea; Rhabditida; Rhabditidae. The record is from the annotation of a GenBank genome assembly.
AUGCAGUUUCUUGCAGUUCUGCUUUUUAGCUUUCUCGUUUUUUCGGUUGCGGCAAAACCCGGAAAUCAAACGUCCCCAAUAGAGAGACAUCUUAAAAUACCCUACGGCUACCCUCGAAAAAUUGAAGACUACCCGUUUGCGGUGUCGAUGCGAAAGUAUUAUGAUGGGAGCGUAAAGCAUCACUGCACCGCCAGCAUCAUUGGGGUGAAUUGGAUUUUGACGGCGGCGCAUUGCGUCUGCGAGCAUCCAAUUUGCACAAGAUUGGACACCAUCAUCCCCGAUUACGUACUGGUCUACGGGGCGACCAAAGUUGGACCGGAUGCGGAUCAGGGCGCGAUUUACAAUUCAAUUACGAAGGCCCAUAUUCACCCGGAUUUUAACGCAAAACGUCUGAACGAUAUUGCGCUGAUCAAGACCAAGGACACGAUCAAAUUCUCCAACAAGGUCAAGCCCGUACAUCUUUGGAAGAAUGUCCCCUCCUAUAACCUGGACAGAGUGGAGAUUAUCGGCUGGGGAGUGGCGAGGCCGGAUGCGGACACCCUCCCGGACCCCAAUCUCCUUCUCGGCUACACGACCAAAAUUUUACCGGCCGGAGAGUGCGAUCGAUUCCAGAUGCUGUGCGCAAAAGCCGGGCCGCUGCUCGACCACGGCGCGGGAGAUUCCGGAGGUCCCGUCGUCACCAGGGUCCAGAUGGCGCCCCCUGACUACACCUGGGUCCAGGUAGCUCUGGUAAGGUCAGGAUACCCGGAUGUGACGCAGAUGUGGCAUAACAUGAACACCGAAAUCGCACCCUAUUGCGAUUGGAUCUUCGAAAGACCGGCACCGACUUUUGCUACCGGGGCCCUGGAUAAUUUAAUGAAAAUUGUUGGUGGUGGCGAAAAAGAGAUUAUCGAUUAUCCAUUUAUGGUUUCAUUUCUGAACACAAGGAAUGGCAAAAUGGUUCCAAAUCCCUACUGUGGCGGCUCGAUCAUCGCCGAAAGAUGGGUGCUGACGGCCGCGCAUUGUUUCCGUACCUCAUACGACAAAAACGGCGAGCCGGUUGUCAUGGGCAGCACAAAUGUUGUGCGAGAGUUUAGCCCAGGAAAGCAGCAAUCGACGAUUCUAAACAUCUAUCAGCAUCCAGACUUCAAACCUAUAGUUGCCGAUACAUGUUGCGAUAUCGCGAUUGUUGAGCUAUCCUCCUGGCUAAAUUACACAGACUCGGUUUCUCCUCUAAAGUUGUGGAAAUCACCAAUUCCGGCAAACAGUGAAAUCGAAAUCCUGGGAUGGGGUCGGAGAAACUGGACGACCCCUUCUUCUCCUCAUCUAUUCGGCUUCAAAACCACCCUGAUACCCGAGCCAACAUGCGACGGAGCGGACGCGCAGCAGAUUUGUUUCCGCACUGAUGCUGCGGGAUCUGUGUGCAUGGGAGACUCCGGCGGUCCCGUCGUCAGCAAGAUAACUCAAGGUGACGGGAACGGGUUCUGGGCCCAGAUAGGCGUAAUUUCUGGUACCUCGGAGCCGAAUUGUGGAUUCCAGAGGGAACAUACAGGAGUUGCUGUCGACAUCAUCCCAUUCUGCGACUGGAUCCAACAAGGAGACUCUGGAGGUCCUGUCGCCGCUGAGGUAGAACUCUUUAAACGCCGAAAAUUCGAAUGGGUCCUGGUCGGCGUGCACAGUCAAAACCCGCAGGGGGACUGUAAAUUCGAUCAAUUUGGCUACGGCAUUGCUAUCGAAGUCUCGAAGUACUGCGAUUGGAUCCGAGGAAUGUCCGCAAACGAUUUUUUCGGAAUUCUUACAAUAAGAUACAACGCAAGCCACUGGACGGCGAUUGCUGGCACCAACCACAUUGAUGAAUGGGGAUCACCUGAGCAGCAAGCGCGCGUCGAUAACUUUGUCAAAUUUCAGCUCAUCGGACCGAUUGCGCAGAGCAUCUGGACGAAGAAUGUUGUGCUUUGGAAAAAUGUGCCGUGGCACCUGGUCAAAGAAGUGGAACUGCUGGGAUGGGGAAGGACGGCGGCUGAUUCCGACACCUCCGCAAAGCUUCAAGGAUAUUAUACGCGAAAAGUCCCCGAUGAACGUUGUCGAGAAGCAAGGUUGUCCACGAUGUUUUGCACGGCAACCGGGCCUGUCAUCGGAACCUGCAUGGGGGACUCUGGUGGUCCAAUUAUUGCCCGAUUGGAGUUGUUCAAGAAGCGCUUCGAGUAUGUACAGCUUGCGGUUGCGACACGCGUUGACGCAUACUGUGAAUGGAUUCGAACUGUGACCGGGACCAAUUUUUGCUAUGAGCAUACACAUGGGGUUUGG